Ricinus communis (castor bean) is the source of this 2901-nucleotide messenger RNA. RefSeq names its product ferric reduction oxidase 2-like. Bases 419 to 2497 code for a protein of 692 amino acids. The transcript has 6 exons. Lineage: Eukaryota; Viridiplantae; Streptophyta; Magnoliopsida; Malpighiales; Euphorbiaceae. Gene Ontology annotation, cellular component: plasma membrane. The record is from RefSeq and is a predicted model, not a curated record. Gene Ontology annotation, molecular function: oxidoreductase activity.
CGAUUAUGGUAUAUGGGAACAUCAGAUUCCAAUAAAUAUUUUGUAAAUUAGUGACGGCUUCUACGUGGAAGACAACAAAGUCGGUUCAAAGCAACAACGUGAAAAAGGAAAAGACAAAGGAAGGUUAAAGGUUGUAGCAUAUAAAUACUGUUGCUAUAUGCUUGUAAUAAUUGCUUCGUAAAGAUAGAUGAUUUAAUAAUACAUCUUUGCUAUGAUGCUAGUUAUGGGCACUUUUCUUCCCCUCUCAGAUUACAAGUCAAACUUCUUGAUCACAAUCCCAACUCAAGGAUACAUGUAAUUUGUUCUUCCACAGGCACUUCUUUUAAUUUAUUCACUAAAUCUACGGUGCCUCCUUCUUUCUAUAAAAUGGGCAUAAGUUAAACACACUUAUUCAACGCUGAUUCCUUCAGGUCCAGCUAUGAAGACCCUUCUCCAAUCAUCCAUAAGGGUGUUGGUGGCUGUGGUGUUUCUUGGGUAUAUGAUGAUUUGGAUCAUGAAGCCCACAAACACUUAUUUCUUGCACUGGCUGCCUGAUAUUCAGGCAAAAACCAAUUCCACAUUCUUUGGAAAGCAAGGUGCAAACAUGCUGGUGUUUAUGUUUCCAAUUCUUUUUAUUGCCACCUUAUCCUGUCUGUACCUCCAUAUGGGAAAUACUAGCCAGAUCGAUUAUUGGUUUGCUUCAUGGAAACGUCCGGUGAUCAUGAAAGGUCCUCUUGGGAUUGUUUCAUGGAUGGAGGUGUCUUUCCUGGUCAUGUUCAUUACAUUACUGAUGUGGUCUUUGUUCUCUUACUUGCAUGGUAUGUUUGCGUUCGCCGCGCCAGAGGCUGCAUACCUGGGGUUGAAAGUGUGGGAAGCCAAGUUGCAAAGUGCAGGUUUGUCUCUGGGACUUGUUGGGAAUGUCUGCCUGGCAUUUCUCUUCUUCCCAGUAACUAGAGGAUCCUCAGUUUUGCGGCUUCUUGGCCUCAACUCAGAGGCAAGCAUCAAGUACCAUAUAUGGCUAGGCCAUAUUGCUUUAACCAUCUUCACUUCACACGGAUUAUGUUACAUUGUGUUUUGGGUCAAAACCCACCAAUUGUUGCAGAUGCUGAAAUGGGACAAAUUUCAAUUUUCAAAUAUGGCUGGGGUUAUAGCCUUGCUUUCUGGAUUAAUCAUGUGGAUCACAAGUCUAAAGCGCAUUAGGCGAAAGAUUUUCGAGCUCUUCUUCUAUAAUCACUAUCUUUACAUUCUUUUCGUUGUGUUCUACGUUUUUCAUGUUGGGUUCGCUGAUGCUUGCAUCAUCCUCCCUGGUUUCUACCUCUUCCUAAUUGAUCGAUAUUUGAGAUUUUUACAAUCCCAGCAGGGAGUUUUCUUGGUCUCAGCACGCAUUUUGCCGUGCGAAACCAUAGAACUGAAUUUCUCAAAGAGCCCAGGGUUGAGCUAUGCUCCAAGAAGCACUGCCUUCAUAAAUGUGCCUAAAAUUUCCAAGCUGCAAUGGCAUCCCUUUACAAUUACAUCCAACAGCAAUCUGGAUCCAGACAAGUUAAGCAUUGUCAUCAAAUGUGAAGGAAACUGGUCUCACAAGUUGUAUCAAAUACUGUCAUCCUCUUCACCAUCUGACCACCAUCAAGUCUCCGUCGAAGGACCUUACGGCCAUUUCUCAAACUCUUUUAUGAGGCACGACGAGCUAGUGAUGGUGAGCGGAGGAAGCGGCAUAACCCCUUUCAUCUCCAUCAUCCGAGAAAUCCUGUUUCUGGCCAAUACAGCAAAUCGCAGGACCCCUAGGAUACUCCUCAUAUGUGCCUUCAAGAAGUCUAGAGAACUCGCAAUGCUAGACCUUCUACUCCCAGUUUCAGGAACCACACUUGACAUUUCUCAAUUAAAGCUAGAAAUUGAAGCCUAUAUAACCAGAGAGAAAGAACUGAAGACAGAGAACCAGAAGCUCAGAACAAUAUGGUUCAAGUCCCAUCAAUCGGAUGUGCCAGUUUCUGCAGUCCUAGGUUCAAAUAGUUGGCUCUGGCUGGGGACAAUAAUUUCAGCUUCUUUCGUCAUCUUCCUUGGCCUCAUUGGCAUUCUUACACGAUAUUACAUAUACCCAACUGACCAUAAUACUGAUAUGAUAUACUCCAUGCCUUCAAGGUCUGCUUUAAACAUGAUCUUCUUAAUUGUCUCUGUAGUGAUGACCACCUCUGCAGCAUUCCUGUGGAACAAGAAACAGAAUGCUAAGGAAAUGAAGCAAAUUCAGAUCGUGGAUAUGCCAACGCCAGGAACAUCCCCAGGCUCUACAUUCCACGAUACCCAGAGAGAACUGGAGAGCGUUCCUCACGAAUCUCUUCUCCAAGCUACCAGGGUGCACCUUGGUGAACGGCCAAAUCUGAAAAGAAUAUUAUCAGAGUGCAAAGAAAACAGUGUGGGAGUUCUUGUAAGCGGACCAAGAAAGAUGAAGCGAGAAGUGGCCGCAAUUUGCUCAUCUGGUUCAGUAGAUCACUUACAUUUUGAGUCCAUUAGCUUUAGCUGGUGAGGCAACGACAAGAAAUUAUCUUUUCAAAUUACAAAUAUCUUGCGAUUGUUUCAUUCUUGCAGUUACAGUAAAAAAGUAGUAACAUACAUCUUUAAGCCCUGAAUUUUUCUGUCUUUCAAUUAUAAUAGUUAAUCAACGCAAAAAUAAAAAUAUAAAAAUUUAAUAAAAUAAAUUAAAAUUUUGAUAAUUCGAUAAAAUAAAAUAAAAUCAGAGAAUAAAACAGAAUAACAAUCACCUCAAAAAAUUUCUAAAAAAAUUUUCGAUGAGGCUCGACCCUAAGGAAGAUGCGUGUGAGAAUGCAUUUUUCAAAAAAAGAAUUAAAAAAAAAAUCAAAAGAAAACAAAAAGAGAAUCCAAUUAACAACCAACAUAAAAAAAAAAAAAAAAAAAGAAAAAACACUCCAA